Messenger RNA from Coregonus sp. 'balchen', 588 nucleotides. Lineage: Eukaryota; Metazoa; Chordata; Actinopteri; Salmoniformes; Salmonidae. The record is from the annotation of a GenBank genome assembly.
AUGAGGAUGACUUCCGACCCUCACAAGAGUCAGAUGGCCUGUCUGGAGGAGGUCCACAUCACCAACAUCAGACCUGGAGAAGGACUGGUUAGAAGAGUUAGCAUGCGUCCCAAGUGGCACCCUAUACCCUAUAUAGUGCACUACCCCUGACCAGGGCCCAUAGGGAUCAGGUCAAAAGUAGUGCAAUAUAUAGGAAACAGGGUGCCAAAUACAAAGCAGAUUUAUACUUGAAAUUAGAGACAAUUCUUACAUGAUCAGCCCAAGCUAGAUGUACUGUUUGAUUUCUCCGUCUCUGAGAUUGAUUGCUUCUUCCUUAUGUUGUCCUGUGUCUUCUCAGGGGAUGUAUAUCAAAUCCACCUACGACGGGCUUCACGUCAUCACUGGAACCACAGAACAUGUGAGCAUCCAAUCCGUUCUGAUAGUAGUAGUCCAAGAUGGUCUGGAAUGACCCAGUCAGGGUGAAUGAACUCCUGUGAUGUCUAUAUGCUCAUCCUCUAUAUAUCACCCUCGGUCCUCCAGUCUCCGGCAGACAGAACACACAGGAUCCACGCUGGAGACGAGGUCAUCCAGGUCAACAAGCAGACAGUG